Cyprinus carpio (common carp) is the source of this 1031-nucleotide messenger RNA. Its product is annotated as protein TRIR-like. Gene Ontology annotation, molecular function: 5'-3' exonuclease activity; 3'-5' exonuclease activity. Lineage: Eukaryota; Metazoa; Chordata; Actinopteri; Cypriniformes; Cyprinidae. The record is from RefSeq and is a predicted model, not a curated record.
CACUCAGAGCUCUUGACCGCUGGCCGCAGAUGAAGUGCAGUAUGGCGGAGCGACGCUGAAAUACAACAAACCUGUGCGAAAAACACCGGGAUAAGACCCCGAAACCCUGCCGAUUCCUCCCACGAUCCGACCGAUCUGCGAUUAUAACCACACGCGGACCCGCGGCUCGGUAAUCGCGCUCGCCGUUGACGGUGUUUCAGUCUCGUCGCGACACUUUAUGAUCCCAUAACAAGACAAACCAACGCAUCCUUCUUUCGUUUUCACCUUUGUUACGUUUAAAAUACGAGUCUUUAUUUAUUAUUUGACCAAGCAGUAAAACGAUGGAGAAAAAGCAACAUAAAUCAGACAGACAUCCUCACCAUCACCAGUCCUCCAGCAGCAGCAGCAGCAGCGGGGAGUCCGGCGGCAGCAGCCCGGCUCACGGGGCGCCCAAAGCGGCCAACGCCUUCGCCAACGACGGCAGCUUCAUGGAGCUGUUCAAGAAGAAGAUGGAGGAGGAGGAGAGGAGGAAGAGAGAGACCGAGGAGGAGGAGGAGAAGACGAAGAGCUCAGCUGCGGCAGGUCAAGCGCCUCAGGACCAGAAGCCGCUUGGCGUGAGCAGCUUUGUGGGCAAGCGGAGAGGAGGCGCGAGACUGGCGCUCAAGACCGGGAUGGUGGCCAAAAAACAGAAGCUCGACUCCGAGGUGGAGGCUGGGAAAGGAGACGCCUGGACUAAAUACAUGGCAGAAGUGAAAAAGUAUAAAGCGCAUCAGUGUGGAGACGAUGAUAAAACCAGACCGCUGGUCAAAUAGACUGAACUGCUUCCUUCACUGCCAUCACGCCGUCUGUUCCUUCAGCUCCUCGUAUCCAGGUCCAGUUUAUCCCGUGCGCCGUGAUGGAUGGAUUCUGCUUCUUUUUGAGCCGUUAUUGUUUAGUCCGUGGCAUUAGACCGAUCUCGUUCACCUUGCUGGUAUUUUGUACUCGACAUGUUUGGUGCUUGAAUGUCACCUGAUGAAGAUUGACGAUGACGAAUUAAACUCACCGUACCACCA